AUGUGUAAAUAUUUAGCUGUUGUUUUCUUUUGUCUGUUCAACUUCUCCUUUGCAAAUGAAUGCAAACGAAUUAGUGAUUGUUCCUGCGAAUACAACGAUGGCACCGGAGUCAGUCUAAAGCUCGUCAUCGAUUUGGGAGACCAGCCGUUGUGGGCCAACGAAACGAAUGGGAAUGUUUACUACUUUAAUCCCUGUAAGGAUAUCAACUGGACGGACAAAUAUUUGCCCAACAUCAAAAAGAAUGAAUGUGAAAAAGGAUACACGCUCUGUAAAUACGAUGCACACAAAUUAGAGUUAAUACAGCUGGGAGAUCUGCAAGAAACACAGUUCUCUACCGGGCAAGGCCUUUAUCUAAACUACAACGUCAAGUCGAAUAAAAGGACAACAUACGUGAAAUUAGUUUGUACAAGCGAUAAGAAGACUUACUUUUUUUUCGAAUCCUCCUCAAAUGAUGUGACGCAUCUGUUGCUGUUUUCACCUUACGCAUGUCCGAUUGUACUCGAAGAUUACAGUAAACCCAGCACUGGGACUGUUCUCGUGAUAAUGUUCUUUGUAGGCCUCCUGUCCUACUUUGCAAUCGGGAUAACAGUGAACGCUUUUUACCUGGGUGCAAGAGGUAUGGAAAUGGUCCCGCACUUGGACUUCUGGCGAGAUCUUCCCAACCUUGUUAGGGAAGGAGCUCAAUUCUUACGAAACGGCUGCAAGGUCACGAAUCAAGCUCCCGACCCUGAUUCGUAUGAUGCCAUAUGAGUUCAUUAUUUAGCUUUUUUCAUAUGCUUUAUUCGAAUUCGACUGAGCCCUAUUUUUUCUUUUGUUACAAACUGUGCUAACAAACCAUAGACAGCGUGAUGAAUUAUGAGUAAAUGAGUGAUGUAUGAUAAAAAAAGAAAUGAAGACAACUGCCUUUGUUUAAACCAGCUAAAAUGUUUAAUAAAAGUAUA
Anopheles nili is the source of this 941-nucleotide messenger RNA. RefSeq lists its product as uncharacterized. The transcript is spliced from 5 exons. Lineage: Eukaryota; Metazoa; Arthropoda; Insecta; Diptera; Culicidae. The record is from RefSeq and is a predicted model, not a curated record. Gene Ontology annotation, cellular component: trans-Golgi network. The coding region runs from base 1 to 750 and encodes 249 amino acids.